Salvelinus sp. IW2-2015 is the source of this 825-nucleotide messenger RNA. Its product is annotated as HUWE1-associated protein modifying stress responses. The record is from RefSeq and is a predicted model, not a curated record. NCBI's taxonomy places the organism in Eukaryota, Metazoa, Chordata, Actinopteri, Salmoniformes, Salmonidae.
AUUCUCUUGUCGACGACUCCUUCAGUUUGUUUCGAACCGGGGCGAUGACGACUAGCUAGCUAGCGUUUAGCCACCCAAUGUUUUCACAAUGCGGAUCUAGCUUGAACAACAGCUGUUUUUUGAGCGUUUCUACGGCUAGUUACCAAUCAUCCGAUUAGUAUUCACAUCUAUAAGGGGGGAGAGAAAAAAAACGUGGCCCACAUAUAAUAAACCGUAACGUAAUAGACGCUUAAUUGCGAUUUAUUAUGGAGGAGAAGAAGAAGGAGGAGGAGGGCGAAGCGGAGAUCCAGGAGCACGGUCCCGAACAUUGGUUCUCCAAAUGGGAGCGGCAGUGUUUGGCCGAGGCGGAGCAAGAGGAGCCAAGCGAGGAGGAGUCGGAGCAAAGUCAGCAGAAACUAUGGCAUCUUUUCCAAAAUUCCGCCACCGCGGUCGCCCAGCUAUACAAAGACAGAGUUUGUCAACAACAGGGGCUGUCUCUCUGGGUUCCCUUCCAGAACGCAGCUACUGCCGUCACCAACCUCUACAAAGAGUCACUAGAGUCCCACCAGCAGAGCUAUGAGCUGGGGAUCCAGCGGUCCUACCAGCGGCGUAAUAAAGAUGUUCUGGCCUGGGUGAAGAAGAGGAGGAGAAACAUCAGGAGGGAGGACCUCAUCAGCUUUUUGUGCGGCAAGGCCCCGCCCCCACGCAACCCCCGUCGCGACGCACAGAUGCCCAAACACGGCCACGCCCACUCUGUGAUGUCACCCAGCAGGCCGCCGUCCACGGAGAGCGGGUCGUCUGUCGAGGCCGACCUGCAGCCCUUCAGAGAGGCCAUCGCACUGCACG